Messenger RNA from Dracunculus medinensis (Guinea worm), 1209 nucleotides. The record is from the annotation of a GenBank genome assembly. NCBI's taxonomy places the organism in Eukaryota, Metazoa, Nematoda, Chromadorea, Rhabditida, Dracunculidae.
AUGAAAAAAAAAGCAGUUGUAAUUUCACCGCUGUUUCAUGGCCCAUUUGAUUUGAGUCCAUCAAUUUAUAUUUCUGAAGAAUAUAAUUCCGGCAAAGAAAUCGCCACACUUCAGAUUAAUUCUAUUAUCGAGCCUUUUCUCAUCGAUUUGUCGCAACUAGAUUCAUCAUAUUUGACUUUUUCGCCAGAUAAUCUAGCUUUUUAUCCUGAGAGCCAUUCAUCGACACCUCUUGAUGUUUUUUCUCUUUCUGCUUCUCGCAUGAAUAUUCCGUUAUUUGUCAAUAAUGAAUUAUUUUACGGUUAUGUAAUGGAUUGGUUACAACCGCUGAAUAUUCGGCGGAAAUUGCUUUUAUAUUUUUUGGCUGAUUUAAUUGUUGAUUAUGGUACCGUCCCUAUAAUUACUUCUCAUAUACUUGAACCCCAGUAUCCGAAACCAUCACUUUUUGGAGUGGAUAAGAUUUAUUUAAUAAAUCUAGAACGUAGAAGUGAACGGCUUCAAAAGAUGAAAGAAAUUUUGAAACUUUUGGGAAUCGAAUAUACUAUUUGGAAAGCCACAGAUGGCUCAAAUUUGCUUUCCGAAGAUUUAUAUAAAAAUAUCAGUUUUCUACCUGGAUAUGAAGAUCCUUAUUACAAACGACCGAUGAAAACUGGUGAAGUUGGGUUUUACUUUAUCGGAUGCUUUCUAAGCCACUAUCGAAUCUGGCGAGAUAUUAUCGAGAAUUCAUUAAAACGAGUAAUUGUUUUUGAAGAUGACUUGCGUUUUCUUACAAAUGCUACAGAUCAACUGACAGAAGUGCUCGAAGACUUGGAUAACUCCAAAAUGUACUGGAAUUUUAUUUAUUUGGGAAGGAAACGCCUUGAAAAUACGGAUGAAUAUUGGGUUCCAGGUCAUCGUCAUUUAAGCACAGUGGGUUAUUCAUAUUGGACGCUUGGUUACUUGUUGAAUUUCGAUGGAGCAAAAAAAUUGCUCAAUGGUAGACCUCUCCAACGGCUUUUGCCUGUCGAUGAAUAUAUUCCUAUAAUGUUUGAUAAACAUCCGAAUGAGACAUGGAAAAAUACUUUUCCUAUUCGAAAUUUGGCAGCUUAUACAAUGUAUCCAACAAUUGUUGUGCCAGAAAGGUACACAAACGAAGAAGGAUAUAUAAGCGACACUGAAGCAUCAGAAAUUGAAAUUAUAGGUUUUGUUAAUUCUGGAAAGGAUGAGCUAUAA